AUGAGGGCUGAGAUACUGCCAGACUGCCUAAGCCUAGACAGGAGCAGUCCAUAUGCGGAGUUUGGGCUCGAACCACGGGUCUUCCGGUCAUUAAAUUCGCACUUCAAGCACCACCAUCUGGAACUCCUCCCUCGAUGGCCGUGCCUAGCUGCCAUGCCACCCGAAAGAAGUACGAGAGCUGAGAUACUGCCAGGUUGCCCAAUCGUACACGGUGGAAGUCGAGAUGAAGAGUUCUUGUUCGAACCACGAACCUUCCGGUUAGUGAACUCGCGCUUUCCCCACGGCCAUUUCACCCCACAGGCCGCAUGCCUAACUGCCAUGUUACACGAAGGCUGGGAUAUUGCCAGGUUGUCCGAGCCUCGACAGGGGGAGUCGAAUGGCAUAGCUCGGGUUCGAGCCACGAGCCUUCCGGCGCAGUCCCCGAGUUUCCAUCAACCUUAUGUUCUACUUGAACCGAGAUGGUCCAGGUGGUUAGAGCGCGAAUUUACUGACCGGGAGGUCCAUGGUUCGAAUCCGACCUCCACUCGACUUCCCCUGUCUAGGCUUGGACAACCUGGCAGUAUCCCAGCCCUCAUGCUUCCUUCGGGUGGCAUGGCAGCUAGGCACCGAAAGGGCGCUACAGCUGAACGCUUUCUUUCUUUCUUUCUACUUGAACCCAAAUUGGACUGCUUUCGAGAAAUAUACUCAUUUGUGCCACUAAAGUUGGUCAUAAGAUCGAUCAGGACAAACACAGCUUACCGAAGGCAAGAAGGUUCUCUAGAUACACUCAUGCGAAUCAAUUUGGUUCUAAUGGGACACUCAACUGAAUCUCUCGUUUGUGAGGUUCCCCAAUUGAAUGCGCCGCACAACCAUAGGGUAGCUGUAGCACACUUUUGGUGCCUAGCUGCCAUGCCACACGAAGGAAGCACGAGGGUUGGGAUACUGCCAGGUCGCCCAAGCCUAGACAGGGAGGAGGGUCGAGAGACGGAGAUNCGAGUAAAGCAAGUGGAGAUCGAAAGUAAAUAUAAUUGUUCAGCUGUAGCACACUUUUGGUGCCUAGCUGCCAUGCCACACGAAGGAAGCACGAGGGUUGGGAUACUGCCAGGUCGCCCAAGCCUAGACAGGAGGGGUCGAGAGACGGAGAUCAAGCUGGAACCACGGACCUUCCGGUCGGUAAAUUCGCGCUCUAACCACUGA
Messenger RNA from Opisthorchis viverrini, 1176 nucleotides. RefSeq lists its product as hypothetical. NCBI's taxonomy places the organism in Eukaryota, Metazoa, Platyhelminthes, Trematoda, Opisthorchiida, Opisthorchiidae. Bases 1 to 1176 code for a protein of 391 amino acids. The transcript is spliced from 6 exons. The record is from RefSeq and is a predicted model, not a curated record.